Messenger RNA from Morone saxatilis (striped sea-bass), 2458 nucleotides. It is a transcript of the gene nkiras1, whose product is annotated as NFKB inhibitor interacting Ras-like 1. The record is from RefSeq and is a predicted model, not a curated record. Bases 186 to 764 code for a protein of 192 amino acids. Lineage: Eukaryota; Metazoa; Chordata; Actinopteri; Moronidae. Gene Ontology annotation, biological process: canonical NF-kappaB signal transduction. Gene Ontology annotation, molecular function: GTPase activity; GTP binding. The transcript has 3 exons.
UUACAUGACGCACACUGAGUCGCUACGGCUAGCCUGUUAGCUAGCUAGGCUAAACAACACAACGCCGUGACAGCGAGCCAACGCUAAGGAUAGGCUCUGUUCCGUGUUAUUAUGGGAUGUCUAAUAUUUGCCAGUUGAAACUAUGAACUGGGUGACGUUUUGUGUUCACACACUGUAGGGUCGCAAUGGGAAAAGGCUGUAAGGUGGUGGUGUGUGGCCAGGCAGCAGUCGGAAAAACGGCCAUACUGGAACAGCUGCUGUACGGAAACCACACUGUAGGCUCCGAGUCCAACGAGACCCAGGAGGAUGUGUACGUGGCCUCAGUGGAAACUGACCGCGGCGUGAAGGAACAGCUGCGGCUCUAUGACACCAAAGGCCUCCACGAUGGACAGGACCUCCCCAAACACUACUACUCAGUGGCAGACGGCUUCGUGCUCGUCUACAGCGUGGACAGCUUGGAGUCCUUCAAGAAGGUGGACAUUCUGAAGAAGGAAAUAGACAAGUCCAGAGAUAAGAAAGAGGUGACCGUCAUAGUGCUGGGGAACAAGACGGACCUGCGGGAGCGUCGUCAGGUGGACCAGGAGGCGGCGCAGCAGUGGGCGCGAGGCGAGAAGGUGAAGCUGUGGGAGGUGAGCGUCGCCGAACGCAACUCGCUCAUCGAACCCUUCACCCAGCUGACCAGCCGCCUCACGCAGCCGCAGAGCAAGUCUGCCUUUCCUCUGCCGGGGCGCAAAAGCAAAGGCACCCCGUCCAACGACAUGUGACUCUCUGAAGACCCCCUCACUCCUCUCCGCUCCUGUUAGCAGGCUGCAUUCACCUCACAUGGGAACACCCGGCGGGACCACGUGGACAGGCCUUUAGCUACAUGACUUUGGUUAGCUUGUGUGUAAAUUAGAGCUUUUUACACACAUUCAUACAGUUCUACACAGUGGUUACAUUGCUUAAGGUAGUUCAACUUCAUUAUUUUGGGAAAUAUUUUGCUCUCUUUCUGCGAGUGAGAUGAGAAGACUGAUAUUAAUCUGGUAUGCUAAGAAUAGAGCUGGGUCAGAAUGUGGUUAGCAUAGCAUAAAGACUAGAAGCAGAAACAUUUGCAGUGUUCGAGGGAGUAAUAUGGUGGAACUAUUUCUUGGCGAACAACACCCUGGGGCAGUUUGCAGCUUCCCAGAGCCUUGUUGAUUUGGUUCACAGCCACCACAACAGUGCUACAGCUCCACUGGAGUGCUGGCUGAUGGGUAAACUGUUCGCCACUUUCACAUUUCUGUUUUUGUUUGGGUUAAACAAACGAGAUACGUGUUAGUCAGCCAGCUUUAAAGGUGUUGUCAGUCAAGUAUUUUUGAAGUUUUGACCGAGCCGGGCUGGUGGUCUCUGUCUCCAGUCUUUAUGCUAAGCUAGGCUAACCACAUCCUGACUGCAGCUCUGUGCUCAACACACGGACAUGUUUGAUAUUCUCAUCUCACCAACAGCAAACCAAAUCCACAUCUGUAACAUCUCAAGCCUUUUUUCUUCGUAAAACCAUCUCAGCAUGGGCAAGCACUUUAGUACCAAAGAGUUCAGACAACCCAAACACACAUCUCGUGGAUUUACACUUUUGAAUUGCGGUCCUGAAAUAACGUGUUAUGUUUACUGUCCUUUUCAACUGAAAUAUAUCAUUCCAAGUUAAACCAUACAAUCAAUUUUUGUAACUAUCUUACUAUUCACAUUCCCAUAUAGAGUUAUUGGUUGCUGUUAUCAUUCCUCCUCUGUCCCAAGAGGGCCCAGCCUACAGCUAAAGUCAGACUAUUGAAGGACUGUGGAUUUUGACCCCCAUUUCUUCCAUCGGAUUUCCACAAGGGAUCUCUACAUGACCAGUAUGUAACUCUUUCAGCAAACAUACCGGCUUGUGGAACAGCUCUGUAAGCUCUGUAGGACAGUGUUUUCAAACAGGAAUCUACUACCUAUGUUAUUUCCCAUCUGAUGUGAAUGCAGCAUGAAUCCCUGUUCUCUGGCGGGACUCAGCUAGCCUUCGUCCAGUCCAUCUCGUAUAUUAAAUAUGGCCUGGCAGCAAUAAUAAUAAUAAUGUUCAUGGUACUGCCUUUACCCGUUUUGAGAUUCCAUAAUGUCUGUCUGUUAGUUGCACUCGUGUCGUCCAGCCUGUAUAAUCAAAUAGGGCUACUAGUUAAAACUGUGUGUAAGGCUUUCUAACAGUAGAAAUGUCAGUGUUGAGAGGAAAUAUUUAUUUUUUAACUAAUUUAUUUUUGUCACUUUAAUGAGCCACAUUCCUUGACUUUUGAAAAUGGUAAAACAAUGUGAAGGAUGAUUGCGCUGUUUUCUGUGUCCUUAAUGUUUCAAAGUAAUAACAGUUAAUGUGCUGCUAGUAGAACGGAGUUAGUGAGACUCAACACUUGCACUCUGUAUUCAUGCUAACCCUAAAUUAUUCUCUGCUCUGUAACUCUGCACUGAAUAAAAUGUAGCCUCUUCA